Fomitopsis serialis is the source of this 2655-nucleotide messenger RNA. RefSeq lists its product as uncharacterized. The transcript has 19 exons. Bases 1 to 2655 code for a protein of 884 amino acids. The record is from RefSeq and is a predicted model, not a curated record. NCBI's taxonomy places the organism in Eukaryota, Fungi, Basidiomycota, Agaricomycetes, Polyporales, Fomitopsidaceae.
AUGCCGGGCUUGACCACCCCAGCAACCACGCACCGAUACGACCGACGGGUACGGAUACCACCAUCCGUCGCACACCAAUACGAUGCCGGGCUUGACCAGCCCCAGCAACCACGCACCGAUACGACCGACGGGUACGGGUACCACCAUCCGUCGCACACCAAUACGAUGCGGCUUGACCAGCCCCAGCAACCACGCACCGAUACGACCGACGGGUACGGGUACCACCAUCCGUCGCACACCAAUACGAUGCCGGGCUUGACCAGCCCCAGCAACCACGCACCGCAAUACGGUGAACGCAUGUCCGGCUUGACCAGCCCCAACAAGCAGGACCACUCGUCUAUCCUCUGUCUUUCCUCUCUCCGUGUUCUGGCUACGUAUUCAGGCAUGCCCGACUCGAAGCGCGUCACCCGAUCGGUUGCAACCGAACAAGGCUCCGAAACGCCCAGGUCGACCAGGUCGACCAACACCCAGGCCGCAGGCGGCUCCAUGAAAAAUAGUAAAUUCACGAAGGGCAAGGCGAAAGAAGUGGCCGCCAAGAAGAAGGGUCAGGAAAGGGAGAAGGAGAAGGAGAAGGAGCGACGCACUACUCAGGUCCGGAAGAGGGCGUCGAAGAUAAUGGCCGAAGAAGAAUUAUUGAGUGAUGAAGAGCAACCGAAAACAAAAAAGAAGAAGUGUGCUGUGGUGGAGGACGAGGCGGAAGCCGAUGAGCAGGAUAAGGCAGUCGAAGACACGCCAGAAGAUGUCGAGAUGGAGGAUGACACUACUAGUAAGCAGCCUACUACCACUCGACCCAAACCGAAGCCGGCAUACGGUAAAUUCGCGAGACCCGAGACGUCCUUGGAUCCCGCCGAGGAGAAUGUUGCACAAACACUGAUCGGGGGCGGCGUGAAGCCAGGGAGAACGCUGGCAGUAGUCUCUGGCGGUGGCAAGUCCACUCACGGUACUGCCAAACCGAAGGCACUGCCGGUGAGUGGGAAGGACAAGGGUAAGGCCCGAGCAACAGGCAAGGAUGACUCGGUCGAGAGCGAGCAUGACCCCAAAUCAGACGAAGACAGCGAUGGCGGAGGCAGCGAUGAUGCUUAUGACGAUGACGCAGGCGACGAUGGGAGUCAGGUCGAGGAUGAGGACGACGUCGACGAUGUAGGGCCUGAGUCUCAAGAGUCGGAGGACGGAGACGAUGAGGGCGAGGACGAGGGCGAUGUGGUAGUCGUGUCUGAGACGAGGGCGCAAAGCAAGCCGGCUCUCGCCAAGUCGACGGGCAGUGGUCGAGACAGCAGCAGUCGCGCCAGGGUCGCCGACUUACCAGCCAAAGUCAGGACUCUCGUCUCGGCCGCGCAAAAUUGUCUGCGACUACGCAUUGCGCUCAACUCGGCGUGGACGAAGGAGGCUUCAGUCGCGUCCAAGCGGCUGCCAAGGAGGGAUAUACUAAUCCGUGACAGUGUUCGCGACGCUUAUGACAGACGAGGGACUGGCAACCAUGCUGCCGACAUCAAGGCCGCGUUUUGGCUGCUGGCCGACAAGAAGGACGACAAGAAGAAAGACAAGAAGGAAGCGGAUCACACCCAGAAAGACAAGAAGAAAGCGAAUGGCGAUGCGAGCUCGGAUGGUGACGAGGACUCGGAACGAGCCGCUUUGAGAGCGAAGGCCUACUCCGUGACUCGGAACGAGCUCAAGAGGAAGGCGAAGCAAGUGAUAGAGCAGACCUUCAAGCUUGGCAGCCUGACAGUUCCUCAAAGGACCGAGGUCGUCGUUUGGCUUCUCGAGACGCACCCAACGGAAUUCCACUUCGAUCGCAAGAAAAAGCUGGAUCGAGAGCUUACCAAGGUCGAGCCCACGGAGCCAUUCCGAAACGAAUGCAUCCCUGAGCUCAUCUACCAGUACUACGGCCUGGCAGGACGCGGCGAUGCGAACAUCAAUGCGGCCCUGGAUGAGUUCAGCAAGAUGCCCUUCAACCUCAUCGCCCUCGCAUGCAACGCGAUCGAGGCAGCACUGAUGGAGGUAACGUCGCACAACCAGUCCAUAUUUUUCUCCGGCAAGCUUUUCGCGGCCAAGUGGGAUGGCACGAUGGCCAUCCUAGAGACUCUGGAAGACAGUGCCAGCGAGUACCUCGAAGAGACGCGAGAGCUCAUAUGGAAGCACAUCAGCAAUCGUCUCAACGCUGGCCCCAACGCGCUCGAGGGAGUGACGGACAGCGAUGAGCAGCCGGGCAGCUUCAUCCCUUUGCUCCAGUUGCGUGCAUCAAAGGCGCAGAGCAGCAGCGACAAGCCCGGCACAUCGAAGGCUGCGACCAAGCCGCCGUCGAGCACCGCGAAGAAGGGCAAUAAAUCCACCACAUCAUCGAAGACCGCGGGCAAGCCGUCCGGCUCAUCGAAAAGCGCGAAGACACCGAAUUCUUCGCAGGCUGCGAAGAAUCCACCCAGUCCAUCGAGGAAGACUCGCGGUGCAGGCGCGUCGACUUCGAAGUCACAGAACCACCAACGGCGCGACUCUGACGGCAGCGAGGGCGGUGAAGCGGGUGGACAGGGCCACAGUGAGGACGAAGGGGGCGCCGGACUCUCUGGCGAAGGCGGUGAAGGGGUUCAGACUGAGAUCGAUGAACUCCGCGGGUCUGGAGAAGACCGUGGCAGUGGAGCAUCCACGAACGGCGGGGCCUGA